AUGUCAACGGUAUUACUGGACGCCAGGGAGUGUCCUCGCUCUCCGCCUAGGCUGUUUCUCCGAGACAACUUGUACUACGAAGGAUCACGGCUGCUAUGCACCCUGCUCUACGUCCUGAUCACUGUGAAAGCGGUAUAUUUGAUCGGCAUGGGCACUGGCUGUAUGGAAUUGGAAGAGUCGCAGUAUUGUACUCCUCUAAGUAUUCACCACACCACGUACGAAUUCACCAUUCAAUUGUUGACUGAGUUCGUUCCCAGCGCGCUACUACUUAUUCACGCGCCAGGGCAAGGGUUUGUCAUCUUAUCACCAACGUAUUCGCUCGUCACAAUGUCGGUAUCCGCUACUUUGACUGGCGGUAGCUGCUGUACGAGAAACCAACGUGAUAAGCUCUCGGCACCCAAUUAUGCUUACGCGCCUAUUCGUGGUAUUACACCACGUCAACCCUGCCAGGAAGAUGUUAUUCCAAUGCUUACGGGGCACACAAAUGAGCAUACGGGUCGGCUAGCAGCACAAUGUCGACCUCUACAGCAAAGCUCUGAUCAUGCAGCAUUAGCGGAGCUUUCUUGCUUGACAGCAUUAGUGAAAGUGCGCUUGCCAGUGCAGGUUCUAAGACGGGUCUAA
This is a messenger RNA of Peronospora belbahrii, 621 nucleotides long. The record is from the annotation of a GenBank genome assembly. NCBI's taxonomy places the organism in Eukaryota, Oomycota, Peronosporomycetes, Peronosporales, Peronosporaceae.